Molecule: messenger RNA, 3843 nt
Organism: Arvicanthis niloticus (Nile rat)
Lineage: Eukaryota; Metazoa; Chordata; Mammalia; Rodentia; Muridae
Gene: Ncan
Product: neurocan
Biological process (GO): positive regulation of neuroblast proliferation; central nervous system development; skeletal system development
Cellular component (GO): synapse; perineuronal net
Molecular function (GO): calcium ion binding; hyaluronic acid binding
Source: RefSeq, a predicted model, not a curated record
AUGGGGGCCCAAUCUGUCUGGGCCUCAGGCCUCCUGGUGCUGUGGUUGCUGCUCCUCGUGGCUGGGGAUCAGGACACACAGGACACCACUGCCACGGAAAGGGGGCUUCACAUGCUGAAGUCGGGGUCAGGACCCGUCCGUGCUGCCCUGGCAGAGCUAGUGGCCCUGCCCUGCUUCUUUAUCCUGCAACCACGGCUAAGCACUGUGCGAGACAUUCCUCGGAUCAAGUGGACUAAGGUUCAGACUGCAUCAGGCCAGCGACAGGAUUUGCCAAUCUUGGUGGCCAAAGACAAUGUGGUGCGUGUGGCCAAGGGCUGGCAGGGACGGGUGUCAUUGCCUGCUUACCCCCGGCACAGAGCCAAUGCUACCCUUCUGCUGGGGCCACUGCGAGCCAGCGACUCUGGGCUGUAUCGUUGCCAAGUGGUAAAGGGUAUCGAGGAUGAGCAGGACCUGGUAACCCUGGAAGUGACAGGCGUCGUGUUCCACUAUCGAGCGGCCCGGGACCGCUAUGCGCUGACCUUCUCUGAGGCCCAAGAGGCUUGUCGCCUGAGCUCCGCUACCAUCGCCGCUCCACGGCACCUGCAGGCUGCCUUCGAAGAUGGCUUUGACAACUGCGACGCGGGCUGGCUCUCAGACCGCACGGUUCGGUACCCGAUCACUCAGUCGCGUCCUGGUUGCUAUGGUGACCGCAGCAGUCUGCCGGGUGUUCGGAGCUAUGGGAGACGGGACCCGCAGGAACUCUACGAUGUCUACUGCUUUGCCCGCGAGCUAGGGGGUGAAGUCUUUUACGUGGGCCCCGCCCGCCGACUAACCCUGGCGGGCGCGCGAGCACAGUGUCAGCGGCAAGGUGCAGCGCUGGCCUCCGUGGGGCAGUUGCACCUGGCCUGGCACGAGGGCCUGGACCAGUGCGACCCGGGCUGGCUGGCAGACGGCAGCGUGCGCUACCCGAUCCAGACUCCGCGCCGGCGUUGCGGGGGCCCGGCUCCAGGUGUGCGCACAGUGUACCGCUUCGCCAACCGCACCGGCUUUCCUGCGCCAGGAGCACGCUUCGACGCCUACUGCUUCCGAGCUCAUCACCAUACAACACAACAUGGAGACUCCGAGAUCCCCUCAUCUGGAGAUGAGGGGGAGAUUGUGUCAGCAGAGGGGCCUCCAGCCCGAGAACUAAAGCCCAGCUUGGACGAGCAGGAAGGGGUAGCAUCUGACUUCCAGGAACCUCUCAUAUCCAGUGGAGAAGAUGAACCCCUAGACUUGACAUGGACACACGCAUCUCAGGAGACCCUCAGCUCUACCCCAGAGGGUCCCACACUUGCUUCAUUGCCCUCUUCAGAAAAGUGGCUGCUUAUUGAUGCCACAAGCUCCACAGGUGUCCCCAGCCCCAGCAGCAUGGGAGUAGAUAUGGAAGAGACAACACCCUCAGGCACACAGUUAGCCCCCACCCCCACGAUGAGGAGGGGCCGAUUUAAAGGGUUGAAUGGUCGACACUUCCAGCAACAGGGCCCAGAAAACCAGCUGCUUGAGGCAGCAGCAGCCAGUGCCCAGCCUCCAACCCUGGAAGUUACUGCUGACCACACGAGGCCUUCUGCAGCCACAGAGGCCUUGGGGAGUGACCAGAGCCACAGUCCUUGGGCUAUUUUGACCAACGAAGUGGAUGAGCCAGGGGCAGGCUCUCUUGGCGGUAGGAGUCUCCCAGAGUCACAGAUGUGGUCCCCAUCGUUGAUUUCACCCAGUGUCCCAAGUAUCGACAGUACUCCUGGCCUGAAGCCAGGAGCAGCAGCCGAGGCCCCCAGUGUGAAGUCGACCAUCCAGCUGCCCUGGUUGCCCUCAGAACCCGCUGUUGUCCCCUCCUCCAGUCCCUCAGAGGUCCUAAGUGCUGUCUCCCUCCAGGCAUCCCCUGGCGAUGGUUCCCCAGACUUCCCCGUUGUAGCCAUGCUUCGAGCUCCCAAACUGUGGCUUCUGCCACGUUCUACACUUGUCCCCAAUGUGACCCCGAUCCCGCUCUCCCCAGCUUCUCCACUACCCUCUUGGGGCCCAGAAGAACAGGCUGUCAGGCCUGUCAGCCUUGGAGGGGAAGACCUCAAAAUCCCACUUCAGACCACCAUGGCUGCCCCAGUUGAAGCCAGCCACAGAUCCCCUGAUGCAGAUUCUAUAGACGUCAAAGGGAUCAGCUCUGAGCAGGUUACAAAGCAUCCCGUCUCUGGCCCAUGGACGUCUCUGGACUCUAGUAAUGUGACAACGAAUUCUGUCCCUUCUGAUGCUGGCAUCCCAGGGACUGAGUCUGGGGUCUUGGAUAUACCAGGGAGCCCCACAUCAGGUGGACAGGUCACUGUGGACAAGGUGCUGGCCACUUGGCCGCCACUGCCUGACCAGGGACUGGACCCUGGCUCCCUGUCCACACCCACAGAAGCCCAUGGGGUCACCAUGAGUGUGGAACCUACAGUGGCUUUGGAGGGAGGUGCCACUGAGGGCCCUGUGGAGGUCACCAUGGAGACUACCAUAGACGUGGUCCCCAGCACUGCUAGUGCCACAUGGGGGUCUGAAACCAAAAGUUCCGUUUCUAGCACCUACAUGGCUGCGACCGUGGCCGGGGUCCAGGGAACGCCCACACUCACCCCUAUAAGUACCGAAGGCCACGCAGAGCCAGGGGGGCAGAUGGUGGCCCAGGCGUCACUGGAGCCUCUCAGCAGUCUGCCUUCGCAUCCCUGGUCAUCCCUGGCCUCCAGCAUGGAUGAAGUGGCCUCAGUUUCCUCAGGAGAACCCACAGGGCUGUGGGACACCCCCAGCACUCUGAUACCUGUGUCCUUGGGCUUGGAUGAAUCAGACCUGAAUGUUGUGGCUGAGAGUCCAGGCUUGGAGGGCUUCUGGGAAGAGGCGGCCAGCGGGCAAGAAGACCCCACAGAUCCCUGCGAGAACAACCCCUGCCUGCACGGGGGCACCUGUCACACCAACGGCACCAUGUAUGGCUGUAGUUGUGACCAGGGCUAUGCUGGGGAGAAUUGUGAAAUUGACAUUGAUGACUGCUUGUGCAGCCCUUGCGAGAAUGGGGGCACCUGCAUUGACGAGGUGAAUGGUUUCAUCUGCCUCUGCCUCCCCAGCUAUGGGGGCAGCCUGUGCGAGAAGGACACUGAAGGCUGCGACCGUGGCUGGCACAAAUUCCAGGGUCACUGCUACCGGUACUUUGCCCAUCGGCGGGCAUGGGAGGAUGCAGAGAGAGACUGCAGGCGCCGAGCUGGUCACCUGACAAGUGUCCACUCACCAGAGGAGCACAAGUUCAUUAACAGUUUUGGACAUGAGAAUUCGUGGAUUGGCCUGAAUGACAGGACAGUAGAGAGGGACUUCCAGUGGACAGACAACACGGGACUGCAAUACGAGAACUGGAGGGAGAAGCAGCCAGAUAAUUUCUUCGCAGGUGGGGAGGAUUGUGUGGUGAUGGUGGCACAUGAGAGUGGACGCUGGAAUGAUGUCCCCUGCAACUACAACCUCCCCUACGUCUGCAAGAAGGGUACAGUGCUGUGUGGCCCCCCUCCAGCAGUGGAGAAUGCCUCUCUUGUCGGUGUGCGGAAGGUCAAGUACAAUGUCCAUGCCACUGUACGAUACCAGUGUGAUGAAGGAUUCUCCCAGCACCAUGUGGCUACUAUCCGCUGCCGCAACAACGGGAAGUGGGACCGGCCUCAGAUUGUGUGCACCAAACCCAGGCGGUCACAUCGGAUGCGUAGACACCACCACCAUCCACACCGGCAUCACAAGCCCCGCAAGGAGCACAGAAAACACAAGAGACAUCCUGUGGAAGACUGGGAGAAAGAUGAAGGGGAUUUCUGCUAAAGAUCCAGACUAAUCAAGCAC